This is a messenger RNA of Pectinophora gossypiella (pink bollworm), 850 nucleotides long. RefSeq names its product troponin C-like. The transcript has 6 exons. NCBI's taxonomy places the organism in Eukaryota, Metazoa, Arthropoda, Insecta, Lepidoptera, Gelechiidae. Gene Ontology annotation, molecular function: enzyme regulator activity; calcium ion binding. The record is from RefSeq and is a predicted model, not a curated record. The coding region runs from base 117 to 596 and encodes 159 amino acids.
AGCGCCCGCACGGCUGACUCUCGUAAAAGCAGCAGAAAUAACCCUGAACGCGGGAAACAGAAAACUUUCAGCCAGUCGUGUUGUGCGUCUCACAGUGUUAACAAGUGAAAGCAACCAUGGUUCUGGAUACAGAAGAUUGGGCCGAUGAACUGCCCCCGGAACAGAUUGCCGUGCUCCGCAAGGCUUUCGAUGGGUUCGACCACAACCGCUCAGGCAGUAUCCCGUGUGACUUCGUGGCCGACAUCCUUCGGAUGAUGGGGCAGCCCUUCAACAAGAAGAUCCUUGAGGAGCUCAUUGAGGAAGUCGACGCCGACAAGUCCGGUCGUCUGGAGUUCGGUGAGUUCGUGACCCUGGCAGCCAAGUUCAUCGUUGAGGAGGACGCCGAGGCCAUGCAGAAGGAACUCCGCGAAGCUUUCAGAUUGUACGACAAGGAAGGCAACGGUUACAUUCCCACCUCCAGUCUCCGCGAGAUCCUGCGCGAGUUGGACGAGCAGUUGACGGAGGAGGAACUCGACGGCCUCAUCCAGGAGAUCGAUACUGACGGCAGCGGCACCGUCGACUUCGACGAGUUCAUGGAGAUGAUGACGGGAGAAUAACCAUCUAUAUCUAGCUCUACUCUUCUACUAAUUUUAAGGAAUCUCUACACUUCGGUAUACUUCAACCUUUCGAGUCUUGGGAUCAUUUGGUCAUUUGACUCUAGCAGAAACGAAAUGAAUAUAACACCUCACUUCAUUGGUUACAUAAAAGUAUUAUGUAUGUAUUGUACAAAAUAAUAUUGUUCUCGUUUAAUUGAUGUGUGUGACUGCGUUAUGUUUAUACUUUAUUUAAUAAAUCUUUUAUUCUAUUGCUA